AUGUCUGCUGAGGGUUUAACUGUCAAUGUUGAUUCAUCUGGUUCCGAAGAAUUUGAACAAUUCAGCUAUUUGGAGUUCUUUCUCAACACAUACAACAUCAGGGUUGCUACUGAUGUGCCCGUCAUGCAUAAGAAUGCUAACACUGGUGUUCAUGUUCCUUACCUUGCAGAAAGCUCACAUGCAGGUCAUGCUCAAGUAUUACAUGCUCCAGGGCAUGAAACCAUGCCUCACAUUCCUGGACCAUGGUUUCCAUCUGCUGACAACUCUGAUUCAUGUCCCUUUUAUUGUGCAUCAAUGCUUGCCUUAUUAAAACCUUGGCAAGAUGUUUGGACAUUGAAGAAGACUGAAGAGACAUUUGAAUCUGCCUUUGCUUCUUUCAUCUCAGAUGCCCCACAGAUGGUGCAAACUAUUGUGGCUAAUAUUCAGUACUUUCAUGAAUGUGCUGAUCAAGCCAAGCGCUAUGCUGCAAUACACCCUGGGGAGCACCUUGAUGAUGAAGAGGAGGAAGGACCUCGACUUAGUGAUAACACCAACACCCUGGAUGAUCCAGUAAUCAGUGACAAUGACAUCUUGCAGACCUGCAAAGGAUCUCUCACUACUCAUGAGAUGGUUUAUGCAGAUGUGGCUAUGAAUAUCACUGAUGAACAUGACUUUUUUGGGGUUGGACGAUGUCCAGCUCCUCAUCAGCCUCUUGCCACAGUUGUUACAGAAGAUAAUUUACAGCAGUGUCUAGAGUGGCAACAUCUUAUUGCGGAAGUGGACUCUAUUGUCGAAGAACCUCAUGAUAUGGAAGCUAUAGCAGCUGGAGUCAAAACAGCACCUUUAUCUUUAUCCAUUCCUCCUUCUACAGAAUUGCAAGCUGUCACUGAACCAAACUCUGUGGAAGAGAUUACAAUGACACCCUUUGACCCUCCAAGUUAUUUGAAUGAAGAACAGGCUAUGGCAUUCACAAUAAUCGCAGACCAUCUUUGUCAACUUCUUAUUGGCAAUGAUCCACCCCAACUCCUCAUGGUCAUACAUGGUGAAGGUGGUACAGGGAAAACACAGUUAUUACAAGCUAUAACCCAGUUGUUCUCUGAUGUUGGGAGUGCUAAUCGCCUUGCUAAAACUGCAUUGUCUGGUGUUGCUGCCUGUCAAAUUGGAGGCAAAACUUUACACUCUUGGGGCACACUUCCAGCAGAGGAUCUUUGUGUUGAAGAUUCUCGGAUCAAUGCACUCGUAGAGGAGACAGCAAAACAUUUCAAGGAUAAACAACAGUCAACAAUCAAUUCUUCAUCUCGCAAGUAG
Molecule: messenger RNA, 1287 nt
Organism: Suillus subaureus
Lineage: Eukaryota; Fungi; Basidiomycota; Agaricomycetes; Boletales; Suillaceae
Exons: 5
Coding region: 1-1287 (428 amino acids)
Biological process (GO): DNA repair; telomere maintenance
Molecular function (GO): DNA helicase activity
Source: RefSeq, a predicted model, not a curated record